AUGGAGUCGAUACUUCGCAAGGAGCUCAAGCAGUGGCAGCGCCAGUUCCGCGCAAAGCACGGCAGGGAGCCCACCAAGCGCGAUAUCCUCCGCCACCCCGAGAUCGCUUCCACCUACGACACUUGGAACGCCAUCUCGGCGGAGGGCGGCGCCUCAAAACCCAAGCCAUCGAGGUCCUCUUCGGCCUGCGACGGCCACGCCAGCAGCAGCACCGCCCACACCGACAAUGCCCGCGCUCGCAAAGACCACGCACAUCACAGGAGAGAUCAUCCACCCGCCCCGGAACCCAAGAGGAGAAGGGACGACACCGCAUCGACCUCCUCGGCCGCCAGCGGAACGCAGCCAGAUGCUGCCAUUUUCAAGACCCCGACCAAACCACGACGCAGCUCCGACACCCACCCUUCUAAUGCAUCGUCGACGCCAACCCACGGCAACCCCUUCAGAACACCCAGCCGCUCCGAUGAUCGACACAGUCGCGCCUCUUCGUCCACACUCACACCGCAGGCACAGCGCACGGUCGAGACAGGCGGUCGCCAGCACCCACCACCAUCGCCGACCGGCUCCAUCAUCGACGUCCAGAUGACGCCCACCAAAGCCUCCCCGAGCGGCACCACCGGGGAUCGUUACGACUAUGCGGCAUCGCCCUCGAAGCUGCGCAUGCUCGUGGCUUCGCACUCGACACGCUCGCCCAUCAACGAUCGCGGCACCGGCAGCGGGGCGAACAUCGCAGACCGCACCGAGCUGAUCACCUAUACGCCUCGGACCAAGGCGAGGAAGCGGCUGCGGGGCGAAGAGGUACCACCGACGCCGAAGCAGCACGAGGGCGGGAAGGCGGUCAAACGGGGCACCGGUGCAGUCUUUGCAGCCUUUUUGGCCUCAAAGGACAGCGAAGGCGACGGAAGCAUGGCCGUCAGCUGGGCCCAAGACAGCGACAAGAGGAAACCUCUGGGCAGGGGGAACGCGGUCGGUGGCUUGGCUGCAUACGGCUUCGGGUCCUUGGGGAAGCCGUCUGCUUCAAAGCAAGGCAAGUUCGGGCCUACUGGUCAGAAGAGCAAGAGCCUUGGCUCCGCGCUGGGCGUCGGCAUCACAUCGCUCUUGAAGCCCGGGCAGCGGGCGGCUAAUGGCGUCCCAAGGACCGCCGAGGCUGUCGGAACCGGACCUCGUGUGUCCGAUGAUGAGGAUGACGACGACGAUGAUGAUGAGGAAGAAUUCCCGUCCUCGCCCAGCAAGGCUGUUCGGAUCGGCAAAGAGCUGUCCAGGGGGACGUCGCAGGCCCAAUCGCUACCACGGAGCGCAAGCGGGGGUUCUCGCUCCUUUCAGCCGCUCUUUGCGUCGCCGUUUGGUAACCACGCACCCGUCAAGCUACCUAAGGAGAUGCUGGGCACGCCACCGUCUAGCCUCGUGGCUGGGCCUAACACCGCCGGCGGGGGACUUUUUGCGGCAGAGCUCGCGGCCCGCAGCCGAUCAGGCCAGGCCUCGCUGUCGCCGCCCGGGGCCACUAGGUCGAUGCCAGGACAUUCGUCGUCCCCCGAGGCGGACCACGCACCAUCGAGUUCGGCGCUGCGGGUGGGCAGAGGCGGGCGCACCUCAUCUCCGGCGACAGGGAUCACGACACCGAGCCCUGCUGGCGGAGCAGACGACGAACACCUGCUCGAUGCAGAGCGCGCCACCGAGGCGGACCGGCACUCGCACCAGCCAUCGUGGAAGGUGUCGACCAUUGAACUCUCGGACGACGAAGGCGAGUCGAUGGCGGGUGCUGGCGGGCACCGUCAGGCCAAGACCAUCACCGUGCUUCCUUAUCAGCGCUACGGAUCCUUGCGAAACAAGGCGGCCAGCCUGAGUCGCACCACGUCGCGCCUCGGUCAGGAAGCCGCAGCGGACACCGGCGGUCGCGGAUCUGGGCCUGGACCAGGCGCUGAGAACGAUCGCGCAGCCAACAUCGUCGGCGAGAGCGGGGACAAUGACGACGUUGAAGACGAUGGCGAUGACGACGACGACGACCUCUUUGGCUACGCAAUCCAUCACUCGCCGCACAAGGAUCGACCCAUCGCACAGUUUGGCGACACAACCGGCGUUGCCAGCUAUGUUGCAGCAACAGACGAAAGCGCCAUCAACUCGAGCAGCGACUCGGAGGCGUCGGACCCGAUCCAGAGGCUGUUGCUCUCGACGCUUUCCCUCCAUUCGCCGGGCGGACGAGUCCGACGACGGCAGCGGCGUGAUGCUGCCUCGAGCUCCGGCUCAUCGCUUCCGAUCCAAGCCCGCGCCCUCCUCAGGGCACAGCGGCUCAACGAUGCACGGCACAUCGAGGCGCUUCUAGGCGCGGGGCGCGACGAGCUAGAGAUGCUCCGCGUCGAGGACGAGAUGCGCGAGGAGGAGGAGGCCGCCGCCGCUGCCGCCGGCAACGGCAAGAAGGCGGCCAAGAACUGGGGCGAGGCCAAGAGCCGCGCCAUGCCCGAAGGCGGGGCCAAGGGCAAGGGUCGCGGCCGACCCAAGAAAGAGGAGGCGGCCAGCCAGUCGGCCUCGGGGGCGGGGGCAGCACCGCAGAAGCCGAGCCUGGCUUUCUCUAGGGCGGGGCGGAGUGGCCUGGCGGACGACGAGGAGGCGGACGCGGACCGGCUCGCGGACCGCGUGCUGCGCAACCACUUUGGCGCGAGCGACGACGAGGAAGACGACGAGGGGCGCGACCGUGCAGCGGCAAGGACGAUGCAUGCAGGCGGCGGCGGCUACUUGGGUGGUGUCGACAGCGACGAGGACUGGAUGAGCGAGGUGGAAAGCGACGAGUACGGCCUAGGCGAUGGGCGGAUGGAUGAGCUCGACGUCAUCUAG
Pseudozyma flocculosa PF-1 is the source of this 2826-nucleotide messenger RNA. RefSeq lists its product as uncharacterized. The transcript has a single exon. The record is from RefSeq and is a predicted model, not a curated record. Gene Ontology annotation, biological process: double-strand break repair via break-induced replication; DNA replication initiation; mitotic DNA replication preinitiation complex assembly. NCBI's taxonomy places the organism in Eukaryota, Fungi, Basidiomycota, Ustilaginomycetes, Ustilaginales, Ustilaginaceae. Gene Ontology annotation, cellular component: DNA replication preinitiation complex. Bases 1 to 2826 code for a protein of 941 amino acids. Gene Ontology annotation, molecular function: single-stranded DNA binding; DNA replication origin binding.